AUGAGGAGAGGAACUUUCUUCGUCGUUUUUCUCCUGCUUUCGUUUUUGUGCAUUGCUUUAUCUACUGAAGCCUCUCGAUGUGGCUCACCACUCGGAAUUUCGCGGACAAAUAUCACGAUACCAAAUAAUCGACUGACAGCCUCGAGCCAAGACCCGCAUUUUCCCGCGGCUUAUGGCCGACUUUACCUCACGGGUUGGGCCCCAAAAUCAGGGUACAAGGAGUUUUUUCCAUAUUUUCAAGUAAACCUGGGUGCUAUGCAUCUUGUUUGUGGAUUUGAAAUCCAAGGCUGUGUCGCUAUGGGGCCACACCCCAGCUGGGUAACAAGAUACAGGGUCCAGGUAUCACCUGAAAAGGACUAUUGGGACGACUGGAAUUUCAUAAAGCCGGAAUUUUACGGAAGCACAUCAGCCAGUGCGAAGCCGGUCUACAGCGAAGCGAAAGAACGAAAACUUGGGCAAUAUGUCAGAAUAUAUCCAGUAGCUAGCGAGAAGAGGAUAUGCAUGAAGGUAGAAGUCUAUGGAUAUGCUUUUGCCAAGGGUAUGGAUGUAUUUCUCCCUCUGUUCAAGCCUGAUGCCAUGACAUCAGAAGUGAACUACCGUCGAGAUUCCGUGAGCCGAGUGCACGAUGGGGGUUUAAAGGUAGAAGUGAAAAGCGGAAAAACAAUCGAAACUACGCAGCUUGGAGAGACUUGCCCGGUGCCAAUGAGUAGGCUGAAAUUUUUUGUACGAGUAUGGUUGAGAUUGUUACUGAAACACACCUAUUCAUUCCAGAUUAUUCCAGCCAUGGUGCCGUUAGAAGGAGAGCUGAGAGUUAACGCAUGCGUUCUCAUUGAGGUUGGACGUACUUACAAAUCAGGUCGCGUACAUGGGAUAUCAAGCGCCUCUGGAGAGCACUAUUUGAUAGAGAUCUUUGAUGAAGAUAAACCUCGAAAGUUCACAGUCAAACAAAUUUUUCCUUUUUUUAAUGCUUUGUGUAGUAAGUAUUUUUGUUUUUCAAUUCAUUGCCAUGUGUUACGAUCCACGGCAUAUUCUUUAGGAUACGUGGCGCUGUACACUUUAUCUCUAACCUCUGCUUUGAGGUUUAUUAUGAAUCUGCUUCCUGAUUGUUCGCUGAAAUGCAUUCCUUGCAAGAGCUGUGCGAUGUAUGCUGCAACUCGACCAAACUGCAAUGCGGAAACAUUCUCAACGUCGAUGCACCCUCCAAGGACGGUAUAUGGCAGGGAGAUACAAAGAUAUUUUGGAAGAUCAUUGCCUAACAAGUUUCCGACACAAAUACUAUCCGCAAAGAAAUACAUGUUGUAUAAAGUUACGAGAGAUCCUAGCUCGCUUUCCUGUGGGAGUACGGUCUUCCGAGUGGACUCCAAGAUUAUUUUGAAAGGGUACAGAGACACUAAGUUCACUGCAGUUUCUUACCAAAAGGAAAAAGAAUGGACAAAAAGAUUUCAAAUCCCCGACCAGGCCUACUUAGAGGAAAUUGAAAGUGGUAACCAGGUCUGGUACUUCGAUCGCGUGCGUGGUUGUGAUAGGACAGCAUAUGUUAAAUCAGUUGUGAAAAAGAAGGGAGUGCUACAUGACAUUAUAACGGAUACAGACGAUGUGCACAUUGCACCUAAUGACAUUCGUAAACCAUAUUUUCCAGAUAAGUGCAUAGUACUUAAUUGUGAUGACAGCAGACGUCCUGACGUGAGAAGAAAUAUAGUGUGUCCAAGCCAAUUGAUUUAUCGGCAUCCCGUAGUAGGUUGUAAAGGAGUGAAUGCGAUCUGUACGACUGGUUUUGCGGCAUGUGCACGGAAUACCGUCUGCAAAGAUAUCCCAAAGUUUUACAAGUGCUCAUGCCGCACGGGUUUCUCGAGUAAAGACCCCCGCAGAGAAAAUUGUCGCGACAUCGAUGAAUGCGCGAAAGGAUUAUGUCAUAAGAAUGCGCAAUGCGACAACACUCAAGGGAGUUUCUCUUGUCGCUGCCGGUACGGAUACGUGGGUGACGGCAAGAAAAAAUGUGACUUCAAAGAUGAGUGCAAAGUUGCUGCUAACAAGCGAUUGUGCGAAAGCUACAAACACUCUGUCUGCGUGAGUCAUCUUGGUGGAUUCAAAUGUAAAUGUAAAAAAGGAUACUACGGAGCUAAUUUUAAAUCUUGUAAACCGGCCGACGAAUGCGAACUUGGCAUCCACAAAUGUCACAAAUGGGCCAAAUGUCUGAAUACGAAAAAGAGUUAUAACUGCAAAUGUAGAUUGGGUUUCGAUGGAAAUGGACGGAGCAGAUGCAAACCACGCUUUUACUGUCUGAAGAAAAUGCCCGAAUGUGACCUUGAAAAGGGAACUUGUGAAAAAACUUCAAAAGGAGAGUUCACUUGUAAAUGCAAACGUGGUUACCAUGGAAUCGACAACUACUGCUUGGAUAUCAAUGAGUGCCAGAAUGAUAUAUGUAAUAAAAAUGCAGAGUGUAAGAACAUUCCAGGAAGUUACUCAUGUACUUGCAAGAAAGGAUUCCAAGGAAAUGGCUUGUCAUGCUCGGAUAUCGACGAAUGUAAAACUAGAAGGGCGUGUGGUAAAAAUGAAGAAUGUGUGAACUACGAGGGAUCAUUCUUGUGCAACUGUAAGAGCGGGUACUACGGAAAUCCUCCAUCUGAAAAAUGCAAAGACAUAAAUGAAUGCGAGCAAGGGGCUGAAUGCAAGCGGGAGAACUCAGAAUGUGUGAACACCGUAGGUAGCUACGACUGUGCCUGUGCCAGCGGAUAUUCCGGCGAUGGAAACCUUUGUGAAGAUAUCGACGAAUGCAAGAAUGAUGUAUGCGAUAAAGGUGCAGAGUGUAAAAACAUUCAAGGAAGUUACUCAUGUACUUGCAAGAAAGGAUUCCUAGGAAAUGGCUCGUCAUGUUUUGAUAUCGACGAAUGUAAAACUGAAAAUGUGUGUGGUGAAAAUGCGGUAUGUGUGAACAACAAAGGAUCAUUCUGGUGCAACUGUAAGAGCGGAUUCUACGGAAAUCCUCCAUCUGAAAAAUGCGAAGAUGUCGAUGAAUGCGAAGUAAUAGACUGCGGUUAUGGAUAUAACUGCACCAACACUGUGGGGUUUUAUGUCUGCUCUUGUGCCGAAGGCUUCCAUCUGAGCAAGGAAAAUCAGGAAGAAUGCGAGGAUAUUAAUGAGUGUGAUACCGAUGACCCGUGCCGUGAAAACGGGGAAUGCGUAAAUGAAAUUGGAAGUUACACAUGUCACUGUGAUAACGGCUACAACUUCAACAUGACGUACAAAGAAUGUCAAGACAUAAACGAAUGCGAGCAAGGGGCUAAAUGCGUGGAGAACUCAGAAUGUGUGAACACUGCAGGUAGCUACGACUGUGCCUGUGCCAGCGGAUAUUCCGGCGAUGGAAAAUACUUUUGUGAAGAAACUGAUGCGACGGUGAGCAUCUCAAACCAGGCUGAUAAGGUGUUCUCUGUCUUCUUUGUUUCCCUCUCAACUGUUCUGCUGACAGAUUCUUAAAAUUUUGACAUGUUUCUCACUUUGCACCUUUCUUGGAUCCAACAUAAACGUUUCUUUUCAACCUGACUGUCUUUAGCAACUGAUGCGACGUUGAGCAUCUCAAACCAGGCUGAUAAAGUGUUCUAUGUUUUCUGUGUUUCCCUCUCAGCUGUUCAGAUGAAAGAUACUUAAAACAUUGAUACGUUUCUC
Pocillopora damicornis (cauliflower coral) is the source of this 3663-nucleotide messenger RNA. RefSeq lists its product as uncharacterized. Lineage: Eukaryota; Metazoa; Cnidaria; Anthozoa; Scleractinia; Pocilloporidae. The record is from RefSeq and is a predicted model, not a curated record.